This is a messenger RNA of Rosa rugosa (rugosa rose), 878 nucleotides long. RefSeq names its product dormancy-associated protein homolog 3. NCBI's taxonomy places the organism in Eukaryota, Viridiplantae, Streptophyta, Magnoliopsida, Rosales, Rosaceae. Bases 84 to 473 code for a protein of 129 amino acids. The transcript is spliced from 3 exons. The record is from RefSeq and is a predicted model, not a curated record.
AGUCUCUCUCUCUCUCUAUCUGCUUCUCUCUCUCUAGUCCAAUACCCCCACCAUCGUUCAGCUGAUAUUUUCCGGCGAGCAGUAUGGGCCUACUUGACCAGCUUUGGGACGACACCGUCGCUGGGCCUCGGCCAGACUUCGGCCUCGGCAAGCUUCGGAAGACCCAAUCUCUCGGCUUACGAUCCAACUCCGGCAAGGGAGUUGAUGGCGGGAGCGCGAGAUCGUACGGUGAGGGCUCAACGGAAGAGGCGGCAAAAGUUACACGGAGUAUUAUGAUAGUGAAACCCCCAGGAUAUGGGAGCGCCGGCGGCGAUUCCACUCCGGCGUCACCAGCUGGAUCUACUCCACCGGUGUCUCCCUUUUCUGGAGGCAGGGAGUCAUUUCGAUUUCGAAGAAGAUCCACGUCGGAUGCCUACGAGAAGGCAAGAGAGGUCAUUGGAGCAAAGAGCACCCCAUCUUCUUACGAUGUGUGACAUAUGAGCGGAGGUAUCUAGCAUGUUGGUCUCCCAGACGAUGUGCCUUACUCAGUCCUCAGAGCAUGUGAUAUAUCUAUGAGCAUGUUACAAAACCAACCAAGGCGGGAAAGAGAGUGCGUCGACUGUAUUUUCGUUAUAUGUAGCCCCUAAGUAGCUAAGUUUGAGCACUAUGUUAACUAAGUUUGAGUGUUGCUGGUUGUGUGGAUGUUUGUUUGUCGGAACUCGGAACUGUGUAAAGGUGUCCUGUAAGUGGCAGAUCUUGUUCAGCAGUGGCUUGUGUUUUGUAAUAUGUCAUAUGUCGAGUUGCUAGUUUACUCUUUAAAUUUCAAAAACUUGUGGUGUUGUGUUUCGUUGAUGUUCUUUCGAAUGUAGACUAAAAGCAUGAAAACAAUGCAUUUGAAU